UUUCUGCCUACAGCUGGACAUCUUUAAAGUUGUUGUCCCCAUAUAAGACAUUCUCGUGUUCUCUGCCCUCCAUACGGUGAGACAGAGAAAACCGUGAAAAGCAGAAUAGAGAGUACAUAACAUAUAACAUAAGUACUAUAUAUAUAAGUAGUAGUAGUAGUAGUAGUUCGCAGACAGGAGACAAUUGGAGUGUCCAUUGGUCUGGAUGGUGGCGGCGUACAGUGACGUGUGUGACUGUGUGUUGACUGUUGAGUAUCGUCGGUGAGCGGUUGGAAAGCGGUCGGGUCGGAUCAUCGAAGCAGGGAGCAGAGACCGCAUUCUCUUUUUCACCAGCCAAGUGAGUAGAGGUGUGUGAUUGCAAGAGGUGUCUUGCGCCGCCAUCGGCCAUUGUCUCAUCGGACAUGGAAGCCUACCAAAAUGGCAGAAGUCAUGCAGAUGUUUCUAUUUAUAUAUAAAUCAAAAUACCGCCGGAAAAACCCCUGGAGAAAUGAUAACAGGAGCAAACUGCUGUCUGGUAUACCGUGUAUGUUUUUAUGGAUAGUUUUAUUGUGGGUCGCGGUGCUAUGGAGCACAGCGACAGCAUCAUCGUCUUCUUCUUCGUCCUCAUCCUCAUCAGAAUCAACAUGCGAUUCCAUCAAUUGUGUCAACGGUAAUUGUGUCAAUGGUAGUUGUGUCUGUCAUGAUGGCUGGCAGGGUUCUGCUUGUCAGUACUGCAGUGGAAAAAUCAGGCUGACAGCAGCGUCGGGGAGCAUCCACGAUGGAGCUGGGAAUUACUCGACAGAUGUUAAGUGCUCGUGGCUGAUCGAGAGCAGCCAGAAUUCCUCAAUUCGGAUGCAUAUUGAAGAAUUUGCGACAGAAUGUGGCUGGGAUCACUUGUAUAUAUACGACGGCGAUAGCGUUGAGGCACCGCUACUUGGCGUAUUUACCGGAUUGAUGCACAAGGAUGAUUACCACAUCCGUCGGGUUCCGGAAGUAAUAGCACGAUCUGGCAGCGUCUUCCUACAUUUUUAUUCCGACGUAGCUUAUAAUAUGAGCGGAUUUAAUAUUACAUAUAAAACUAAUGCUUGUCCUAGCAGGUACUCGCAUAUAGAUUGCUCAGGAAAUGGUGUUUGUAUUGAGGGAGUUUGUACUUGUGAUGCAACUUGGACUGGCGAAGCCUGUGAUUCUCCGGUUUGUCCCAAUAAUUGCUCUCAGCAUCACAAUCAAGGCGAGUGUGAUCGUGAGAGACAUCAAUGUAUUUGUUUGCCGGGAUAUAAAGGUUCAGACUGUAGCCAAAGAGUGGAACGUGGUUACUGGGAAACGAUAUCAUACAAUGACUUUUCCCCAGAAGGCUCAGCAAGUCACUGUUCAGUGGUCUGGCGUGACUCAUUGUACGUAGUCGGCGGUGAAAGCUUUCAUAAAUCCAAGAUGAUAUACGUUUACGAUUUCAAUGGAAACGUUUGGGAGACACCACACAUCGAGGGUAUGCGUCCAGCGCCGCGAUACGCGCACUCAUGUGUGUUAUUUGGUGAUAAAAUUUACAUGUACGGCGGGGUAAUUAAGAAUUCAACAGUAACAAACGAACUGUGGGCGUUCGACGUAUCCGCAAAAGUCUGGGAGAACGUAACAGUAAGGCACAAUUGCAACAACAAAACAAUGUGCGGUCCCCUGAAAGUAGCCGGCCAUACCGCCAAUUUAAUCCACAGUUACGACAAGAGCGAAAAGAUGGUGGUAAUCUUUGGACACUCGCCUCACUACGGCUACCUGAACAUCGUCCAGGAGUACUCCUUCGGAACCCGCGAGUGGAAGAUCGUCGAGACCAUGGGGUUCCCUGUAAAAGGCGGCUACGGACACAGCUCCGCAUAUGAUCCCCUAACCAACCUCAUCUACGUCUACGGAGGGUACGUCUCCGAGUCUCAAAGCACGCAGAGCUUAACCAACCGGAUCUACUCCUACCAUCCUAACCACCGAGUCUGGAGACUCUUGACUUCAGCUCCAUCUGCUAGAUUCUUCCACACGGGCGUUUUUAUAACCGGGGGCCUGAUGAUCGUCUUCGGAGGCAACACUCACAACGACACGAUCCACUCCCACGGCGCUCUGUGCUACUCUGCUGACACAAUCGCCUACGACGUGACCUGCGACGCCUGGCACAACUUCCCAAUGCCUCCAGAAAUGUCUAAUCUCCCGAGGUACGGCCACUCAGCAACAGUCUUCGAAAAAUCAAUGUACAUAUACGGCGGAUUCGACGGACAAAUGUUAUCAGACAUGUUAAAAUACACCCCCGGAAGCUGUUCUAAUUUAACACCACAAACCCAGAACUCGUGUCUGAUCUCCAGGUCAGGAACCAAGUGCAUCUGGGACAAGCAGAGAAGCGAGUGUCUGCACGUAGCUGAUGUUCCUCGUGACAUACUAAGAACAGAUGAUGUCCACGAUGGAAGAUACAUGCAGUGCAUCGACGACACUCAGCCCAGAGGAAUGACUUCACACAAAGAACUCUGUAAAUUACUUACUGAUUGCACUGCCUGCGUCCAAACUUCUUACAACUGCGUGUGGUGUGGAAAGAGCUGUGUGUAUGAAAUGUGCAGACGCACUGCCAAUGCUCCUCCUCUUGCGGGAAUUACCACUUUAGAAGAAUGCGACGCUCACACUGGAGUCGAGUGUCUUCAAUUGCACACUUGUCCAGCUUGCUAUAAUAAUAUAAACUGUCACUGGUCGUGGUCCAACGGUCCAGAUCGUUGCAAGCCUACGCCCAAAAUUCGUGAUAUAAAUAUCAUGAAUGGGUCAAUCCAGGCUCAAGCUCAGCGACUGUCUUUAGACACUUGCAGAAGUCCGUGUGUUGAGUACACUUCUUGUAGGAAUUGCACAGAGUCUGAUUGCAUCUGGUGCCAGAAUGAACACAAGUGUGUUGAUAAAAAUGCGUACCCGGCUAGCUUUCCUUAUGGACAGUGUAGAGAGUGGACUACUAGUGACUCGAGGUGUCGGGCUACGGAGACUGGUCGUGAGUGGUGCAGCUUUUAUUCCUCGUGCUUGAGCUGCAGGUCAGACCCUGGCUGUGGUUGGUGCGAUGACGGCUCUAAUACUGGCAAGGGAAAGUGCAUCGCUGGAGGAGCCAGAGGGCCCAAGAUGGGCAGUUCUGAAGACACUUGUCCGAUUGAUAGGUGGUUUUUCACCAAGUGUCCAAGCUGCCAGUGCAAUGGGCACAGUACGUGCUAUCCUAAUACCACUGAGUGCAUAAAGCCGUGUGGGAACUUAACUCGAGGGGCUCAUUGUGAUAAAUGUAUGACUGGGUACUAUGGCAGUCCUCUCAAUGGCGCUACUUGCCAGCCUUGUUCUUGUAAUGAUCAGGGGACUGAGUGUACUAGUGAAACUGGGAAAUGCUUUUGUACUACUAAAGGAAUCAUCGGAGAUCACUGCGAAAGGUGUGAUGUUUCUAGUCUGUAUAAUGGAGAUCCGACCAAGGGUUCCUGCUUUUAUGACCUUGUUAUAGAUUACCAAUUUACAUUUAAUUUGAGUAAAAAGGAAGACCGGCACUAUCGAGCGAUAAAUUUUAAAAAUUCACCAUCUAAACCUGACGUAGACGCUGAAUUUUCCAUAACUUGCUCGGUACUUGCCAAGAUGAACAUAACAAUAAAAAAGGGCAAUAGUCCAGAAAAACCACUUCUUCUCGGUGCCAAUUGUACGACGUAUAAACAUCGUUUCAGUAAGGCUGACUAUAAUUUUGGAAAUGAAGAUAAUAAUACGCAAACGACAUUUUACGUUUACGUUUACGAUUUUCAACCACCACUGUGGAUCCAAAUAUCAUUUUCUCAAUAUUCUAAAUUAAAUUUACAACAAUUUUUCAUCACAUUUUCUACAGAUUACAUGACACCGCACAGGUGCUUCCUUGCUUUGCUGUUGGUGGCUGCUGUCCUGUGGAAGAUAAAACAAAAGUACGAUAUGUACCGGAGGCGUCAGAGACUGCUGGUAGAAAUGGAGCAGAUGGCCAGCCGGGCUUUCAGUCAAGUUCUUGUUGAAAUUGAGAGGCGAGAUGUCCUCUCGGAUCCUGAGCGCAAUGACUUAGAUGCAUACAAUGGUCAAAAGAAGAAAAAGGAUGCUCCCAGUCCUAUUGCUUUGGAGCCGUGCAAUGGAAACAGAGCAGCAGUUCUGUCUCUGCUAGUCAGACUACCAACCGGCGGCGAGGCGUACACGCCGUCAGGGCAAAGUGCUGGAUUAGCUGUUGCGUCAGCUCUAGUCACACUGGGUAGCCCUCGAAGGCCUUCGCAAGAGUUAACAACAAAAGAGCCCAAAAAAACCCGUAAAUCUGCCAGUCAACAUCCCGAUUCAACUUGUAUUUAACGAUUAAUACACCUACAGGUAAUACACAAAUAUUUUAAAUUCACCGUCUGUGCAUUUAAUUCACAGGGAUUAUCUCUAAUACAUUUUGUUAUUAUGUCGCCGGUGAAUUAAACAUUCAACCGGACGCUCCUCUUUAAUCUAAUCUUUUUUAUUUCAUCCUCUUUAACUUUAUUAUUCAAAUACAUAGACAUUAAUAUGUAUUACUAAGAGCUUCCGAGCUUGUUCAAUCGAUUAAUUUUUUAUUAUUAUUAUUAUUAUUAUUAUUUUUUUUUUUACUCUCUGACUGCCUUAAUAUGUCUUCUCUGCCGUUAUUAUUUUUAAUUAUUGUAAUUUUAGCUUUAUUAUUUUUUUUUUAAACACUUCCAUAUUUUUGGUUAUUUAUAAAUAAGUUAUUAAUUAAAAAUUAAAAAAAUUGGCAAGAGAUUAUUAUUGAUUUUGUAGUAUUGAUUGGAUUAUACCAGUGUCAAAGAUCAAAUUGUAUAAUAUAAUACGACACUAGUGUUUUAGUUAUUAAGGGGGUAUUCUGGUCUAGAAGCAUGAAAUUUCAGGUAAUUUUUGAAGUACCAUAAAAAAAAGGCAAUAAAU
Molecule: messenger RNA, 4899 nt
Organism: Cotesia glomerata
Lineage: Eukaryota; Metazoa; Arthropoda; Insecta; Hymenoptera; Braconidae
Gene: dsd
Product: attractin-like protein 1
Exons: 8
Coding region: 418-4314 (1298 amino acids)
Cellular component (GO): Golgi apparatus
Molecular function (GO): protein binding
Source: RefSeq, a predicted model, not a curated record